UUCAUUUUAGAGGUAUUAAAUGUUUUCUUAUUGAAGUGUGAAUUAUAUCAUGUUAGUUCAGUAGGUAAAUUUCAAUUCCAACACUGACAUUUCUUAAAAAUUUUACAAAUUUAGAAAUGUCUGAAAUUAAUGUAAAUCCAGAUGUCAAUGAUGUGUUUAGUGAUUUAUUAAUGUCUGAAAAUUUAGCUGAAGAUCAAGCUUAUGAAAAAGGUUACGAAGUUGGAAAAAAUCAAAUGGUAGAUGGUUAUCAUUUAGGCUAUCACGGAGCUAGUUCAGCGGCUGCAGAAUUAGGAUAUUACUAUGGUGUAUUAAUAUUUAUAAGAAAAAAUUGUAAUAAUUCAAAAGUAAUCGAGUCGACAAAUAUUUUAAUGAAACGACUUGAAAAUUUUCCAACUGACAACGACGAAUCUGUUGACAUUGGUACAGAGCUUGAGACCAUUGGAUUGAAUUUUAAGAAAAUUUGUUCUUUAGCUAAAGUUGAUUCAAGGUACCCAGAAACUAAUAAAACAGAAUUUUAAAAAAUGGCAGUUAAU
Molecule: messenger RNA, 533 nt
Organism: Trichogramma pretiosum
Lineage: Eukaryota; Metazoa; Arthropoda; Insecta; Hymenoptera; Trichogrammatidae
Product: oral cancer-overexpressed protein 1 homolog
Exons: 2
Coding region: 117-518 (133 amino acids)
Source: RefSeq, a predicted model, not a curated record